This is a messenger RNA of Ailuropoda melanoleuca (giant panda), 4704 nucleotides long. RefSeq names its product zinc fingers and homeoboxes protein 2. The record is from RefSeq and is a predicted model, not a curated record. The coding region runs from base 914 to 3436 and encodes 840 amino acids. The transcript is spliced from 2 exons. Gene Ontology annotation, biological process: regulation of transcription by RNA polymerase II. NCBI's taxonomy places the organism in Eukaryota, Metazoa, Chordata, Mammalia, Carnivora, Ursidae. Gene Ontology annotation, cellular component: nucleus. Gene Ontology annotation, molecular function: DNA binding; DNA-binding transcription factor activity, RNA polymerase II-specific.
AGCCAAAAAUUGGGAGUAACUUAAAUGUCCAACAGAAGUUGAAUGGCUAAACACAUCACGUGUGGACUAUCUCUGCAAGAUAAUACCAUGCAGCCAUUUGUUAAAAAUCAUUACUUUGCUUAAUAUGUAUAGAAACGAGGAACCUUUCAAUGAGUGAAAGGAAGGAACUACACUAUUUGGGGUGAUUUUUUUCCUCCUUUAUACAUCAAAGCAUUUUCUGGAUUUUCUCAACUGGUGGUUUUACUCUUAGGAUAAGAAACAAAUGUUGAAACCCAUUUUCUAAUGCCCGUGUAAAUGCCACUUGCCGGCCCCAGGUACCCGUCUUGCUUCUGAUGUAGCAUCGAUUAAAGUAGCUUGAGUGCUCAGUGACAUCUCGUCUUCAAUAUCCCCUCCAGCAGCCCGCCCACCACUCAGUGUCUUUGUUGCUUUUCUGUAUCUGUUUGCCUCUAAACAUGAGUGAGUGACCUGCGCCCUCGUUUGCUUGCUCUGGGCCAGUUCCCACUGGCGUUUCCAAAGAAAGGAAGAGAAGAGUAUGAUCUUUCAUUUUCAUGUGCCCCGCUCUCACCAUCUGUCCUUACCUAGGUGUUUGCUUUGUUUGGGGUGCCAGUUGGGGUGGCUUGGAAAGAAAUGCUAGUUUCUUCCGCCUUAUGGAAAAACACUGACCCUGUCUUUGUUCUUGUCCCACAGAUAUGAUGCUGUCUCUUCUGUGUAGCCAUUGGAGCAGUGACAAUUUUCUGUGCUGAGAUCAUUCUCAACACUCAAACAUUAGACUUCAGCAUUCAAGGGAAGCCAAAGCCAUUGGAGGGGGAAUAAAAGCCCAAAGCCUUUUAUCUUACUUGUUCCAAAAAUUUCACUGCCCCUUUCCUACCUGCCCGUCCCACCUCCCCCCAAAUUAAGCACACAGACAGGCGGCAUGGCGAGCAAGCGGAAAUCCACCACCCCGUGCAUGGUUCGGACACCACAAGUAGUAGAACAGGGUGUCCCCGAGGAAGGAGACAGGGCCAAAGAGAAAGGAGUCAGCACUCCACAGCCUGAGGCAGCCAAGGACGGUUGGACAGUGGAACCUGAAAACUCUUCCAAAGAAAAUGAAGUGAUAGAGGUGAAAUCUACAGGGGAAAACCAAUCCAAAAAACUCCAAGGUGGUUAUGAAUGCAAAUACUGCCCCUACUCCACGCAAAACCUGAACGAGUUCACAGAGCACGUCGACAUGCAGCACCCCAACGUGAUUCUCAACCCCCUCUACGUGUGUGCCGAAUGUAACUUCACAACCAAAAAGUACGACUCCUUGUCUGACCACAACUCCAAGUUCCACCCCGGGGAGACCAACUUCAAGCUGAAGUUGAUCAAGCGCAAUAACCAGACUGUCUUAGAGCAGUCCAUCGAAGCCACCAACCACAUCGUGUCCAUCGCCACCAGCGGCCCUGCGAGCGGUGACGGUGAUCCUGGAAUCUCCGUGAGUAAGACGCCCAUCAUGAAGCCAGGGAAACCAAAAGCUGAUGCCAAGAAGGUGCCCAAGAAGCCCGAGGAGGCCACCCCCGAGAACCACGUGGAAGGGACCGCCCGCCUGGUGACCGACGCGGCUGAGAUCCUGUCGAGACUCGGAGGCGUGGAGCUCCUCCAGGACACGCUAGGGCACGUCAUGCCUUCUGUCCAGCUCCCACCAAAUAUCAACCUUGUCCCCAAGGUCCCCGUCCCGUUGAAUACUACCAAAUACAACUCCGCCCUGGACACGAAUGCCACCAUGAUCAACUCCUUCAACAAGUUCCCUUACCCAACACAGGCUGAGUUGUCCUGGCUGACCGCAGCUUCCAAACACCCAGAGGAGCACAUCAGAAUCUGGUUUGCCACACAGCGCUUGAAGCAUGGCAUCAGCUGGUCCCCAGAGGAGGUGGAGGAGGCCCGGAAAAAGAUGUUUAAUGGCACCAUCCAGUCGGUACCCCCGACGAUCACCGUGCUGCCAGCCCAGUUGGCCCCCACAAAGAUGUCACAGCCCAUCCUCCAGACAGCUCUGCCGUGCCAGAUUCUCGGCCAGACCAGCCUGGUGCUGACUCAGGUGACGAGCGGGUCGACAACUGUCUCUUGCUCCCCCAUCACGCUCGCCGUGGCCGGAGUGACUAACCACGGCCAAAAGAGACCCUUAGUGACUCCCCAGGCUGCCUCCGAGCCCAAGCGUCCACACAUCGCUCAGGUGCCAGAGCCCCCACCCAAGGUGGCCAACCCUUCCCUGACGCCGGCCAGCGACCGCAAGAAGACAAAGGAGCAGAUUGCCCAUCUCAAGGCAAGUUUUCUCCAGAGCCAGUUCCCUGAUGACGCGGAGGUAUACCGGCUCAUUGAGGUGACCGGCCUUGCCAGGAGCGAGAUCAAGAAGUGGUUCAGCGACCACCGGUACCGGUGUCAAAGAGGCAUCGUCCACAUCACCAGCGAAUCCCUUGCCAAAGACCAGCUGGCCAUCGCAGCCUCCCGACACGGCCGCACAUACCACGCAUACCCAGACUUUGCCCCACAGAAAUUCAAAGAAAAAACGCAGGGUCAGGUUAAAAUCCUGGAAGACAGCUUUUUGAAAAGCUCCUUCCCGACCCAAGCGGAACUGGAUAGGCUAAGGGUGGACACGAAACUGAGCAGGAGAGAGAUUGAAUCCUGGUUCUCAGAGAGACGGAAGCUUCGGGACAGCAUGGAGCAGGCUGUCUUGGAUUCCAUGGGGGCUGGCAAAAAGGGCCAAGACGUGGUGGCCCCCAACGGUGCUCUGUCUCGGCUCGACCAGCUCUCCGGGGCCCAGCUGGCCAGUUCUCUGCCCAGCCCUUCACCAGCAAUUACGAAAAAUCCAGAACAGGUCCAUCUCCUGAGGAGCACGUUUGCAAGAACCCAGUGGCCUACCCCCCAGGAGUACGACCAGUUGGCAGCCAAGACCGGCCUGGUCCGAACUGAAAUUGUGCGUUGGUUCAAGGAGAACAGAUGCUUGCUAAAGACCGGGACCUUGAAGUGGAUGGAGCAGCCCCAGCCCCAGCCCCAGCACCUAGCAGGCGAGCACGCUUACGACGCGGCGCAGAGGAAAGCCGUGCGAGCCGGCGUCGCCGAGAACCCAAAGAACGGGAGUGAGGCGGGUCAGCCCCAUUAUAGGGACCCCAAAAAGCUCUGCGAAGAGGACUUGGAGAAGUUGGUACCCAGGGUGAAAGUGAGCAACGAGCAACCAAAAGAUGGUGCGCUGGCCAAGCCUUCAGAAGCCCCCUCGGACAGGUCGGAGGGCAGCAGCCGGGACGGCCCGGGCAGCGACGAGAACGAGGAGUCGGGUGUCGUGGAUUGGGUCGAGGUCACGGUCGGAGAGGAGGACGCCAUCUCAGACAGGUCCGAUAGCUGGAGUCAGACCGCAGCCGAGGGCACCACAGAACUGGCCGGCUCGGACUCCGACAGCAUCCCUGCCGAGGCUGGCCAGGCCUAACAGGGACGUCCGUCAGAACUGCAUUGCUGAUAAAGGGGACGCUCUGUCUUUGAAGAAAGAAGAGAACCUCCCUCCCCGGCCUUGGGCCACCCUGGCCAGAGACUCCAAGUGGAACCACUUAGCGGGUGUGCGGCUGCAGGGCACAGGAACCCCAGCCUUCACUCACACCGCCCAGAGGACCGGUGGGAAUUGUUCAUAGUGCCAAAGUCCUACUACUGCGUUUUCAAUGGGUCCCUGUAAAUAGUUUGCUCCUCUGCCCUGGCCCCCACCUCUUGCUAUACUGGAACCAAUUUGUACAAUGUGGGAAUUUUGUUACCUUUUUAAUCAAGGGCAACGUCCUUUUCCAGCACUACCAUUGUAAGGUUUUUUCCAGGCGGGAGGGCUGAUCACACGUGCUUUUUCUCUUUUUUCCUUUUUUUUUUUAAUCUUUAUUUUAUUAAUUUGGGGGAGGGGGGAUGUUAGCAUUAGUGCCAUUAUAUCUACUGGAUUUUAGGUAGGGAGAGUUCUUUUUUUUUUUUUUAAGUAGUUUGAAAUUUGGGCAAUUUCUCUGUGGGAAGGGCUAGGAUUGGGGCAUCUGUCUCCACUUGGAGAGGGUUUACAGAUGACAGAUCUUCCCAAUCAGACCCAUUUCCAGUGCUGCCCCCAGCCACCCCUGGGGUCCCUGUUUAGCCACGCACAAGGCUUUCCGAACUGCCAACAGGUAGAUCUGGUUUCUCAGCCGCCUGGCCUCUUUGGCUGACUUUGGGCCAAGCAAGCACCAGAGACCCGGGGAGCAGGUGGCUCCCCACUUUCAGCCUCUUUUCAGAUACCAGCAGAAAGGGCUCCCACAUUUUUAGCAUUAUCAUUACUUCUAUGAAAAUAAAACAAAAAGAGGUCUUCCUAUCUAGAUGGUACAAAGAUGAACAGCUUCGGUUUUGAUUUCUGCUCCUGACUGGCUUUUCUCAGUGUGGUUUUUGACAAGAUUUCAGCUUGAAGCCUCACCAUGAAUUGGUUUUUGUUUGUUUGUGUGUUUGUUUUUGGGCCAAUCUUAGAUUCCUGAGUGCACUUUUUUUUCCCCCCAGUUAGUCCUAACUUUUAAAGAGGAAAAACCAAGAGACCUAUCUGGUGUAAAUGUUGCAAUAUGAAUUGUGUUUGCCACCCCCCCACCGCCCCCCAAUUGGGUACACUGCACAAAUAAAAUGCUAGGGAGUUUGGAAAAAAACCUUUUUUUUCUAACUUGUUGCUCAUUUGUUGUAACUCAAUAAAGCAAAGACUAAACAUUUUUAUAA